AUGAUGGCAAUUGAUCAAAUUUCAGAUGGAUACCGCGGACACUGGACGAACGGUUGUAAAUCACCUACCUAUCCAACAAUCGUAGCGUUCAUUAUCACAAUAUGCAUAUCACCGACACAUAAUGAGGUUGCAGCUAGUGCAAACUACGCUUUGUGCAUUGGUGACAAGAGUUUGAUUUCAAUGAGUCUACGCGUACUUUUGGAAGGACUAGACAUUGCAAAGAACGGAUUAGUCGCAAAGAUGAUCACGUCUGGUGUUGGAAGUUGUAAGAGUGGAAUCGUCAUGAUCUUGUUGGAAGGAGACAUGUAA
This is a messenger RNA of Caenorhabditis remanei, 309 nucleotides long. RefSeq lists its product as uncharacterized. The coding region runs from base 1 to 309 and encodes 102 amino acids. NCBI's taxonomy places the organism in Eukaryota, Metazoa, Nematoda, Chromadorea, Rhabditida, Rhabditidae. The record is from RefSeq and is a predicted model, not a curated record. The transcript has 2 exons.